Messenger RNA from Sinocyclocheilus anshuiensis, 583 nucleotides. Its product is annotated as gap junction Cx32.2 protein-like. The record is from RefSeq and is a predicted model, not a curated record. The coding region runs from base 3 to 518 and encodes 171 amino acids. Gene Ontology annotation, biological process: cell-cell signaling. Lineage: Eukaryota; Metazoa; Chordata; Actinopteri; Cypriniformes; Cyprinidae. The transcript has a single exon. Gene Ontology annotation, molecular function: gap junction channel activity. Gene Ontology annotation, cellular component: connexin complex.
ACAUGCGAUUCUGGGUGCUCCAAAUCAUCUUUGUGGCCACGCCAAAUCUGGUCUACUUCUGCUACGUUCUGCACGUCAUCCAUAAGGAAAACAAACUGAGGCUGCAUUUACAAAACCAGGCAGAGAAACGUGGCGUAAAACUGCCCAAAUACACUGAUGACAACGGGAAGAUUUAUUACAAAGGGAGCCUGCUUGGUUGCUAUAUGUUGAGUAUCAUUGUGACCAUUUUGUUUGAAGCCGGGUUCAUUGUGGCCCAGUACUAUUUAAUCGGCCUUUGGAUGCCCACACAGCUAGAAUGUAAGGUAGAUCCUUGCCCUGCAGUCGGUCUGCAUUGUUUUACAUCCCGCCCAACUGAAAAGACCAUCUUCAUUGUCUUCAUGCUCAUUGUGGCAUGUGUGUCUUUAGCUUUAAAUCUAGGAGAGAUAUUCUAUCUGAUGGGUCGUAGAGGUGAACACAAGAGGAGGACGCCUGCAGUAGCUGAGAUGCAGAAAUUAACCCCCACUGAGACAUUUUGCUGAAUGAAACUGUCUGAAAUGACAGCAUAUUUCCCUUAAAGCUUACUGUAUCUACUAACUUUGUAAUG